AUGCUCCGUACUCCGCACGGUGUACAGAAGAGUUACACGUAUGGGCCGAACCCGAACCCGAACCCGAACCCGAAUCCGAAGACGAGUACGUACCCUAACCCAAUCAAAUCGUCCAAGAAAUCAACAGAUCCUGCGACCUCGAACCCUGGACCCUGGAACUCUCUCAGUCUUGCGACAGAGUCGGAGGACCUGCCGCCUGCAUCUAACCAAGAUGUGCCAGCCGAUAGGACUGAGCAAAGGAAAAGUGCAGGGGCCGAUGAUGAUAUGGACGUUUUUUGGGAUGAGCCUGCCGACCAAGAUCCCAAAAAUCCGAUGAACUGGAGCGUAGUGCGCAAAUGGUCCAUCGUUUCAAUGGUUUCCUUUAUCACUUUUCUAACCCCCCUCGCGUCAUCUAUUUUUGCUCCUGGAGUCCCCCAGGUAAUGGCCGACUUUGAUAACAGUUCUACAAUUCUUACGACCUUCGUCAUUUCUGUAUACAUUCUGGGGUUCGCAUUUGGCCCACUUAUUGUGGCACCCUGGAGCGAGUACAGUGGUCGUUUUGUGGUCUACAAUGUAUCUAAUAUGCUGUUUUUCAUAUUCAACAUUGCCAGUGCAUUAGCUCCAAAUCUGGCAUCAUUAGUGGUGUUUCGGUUCUUGGAUGGAGUGGCUGGUGUUACGCCAACAACGAUUGGAAGUGGUACAAUUGUUGAUAUUAUGCCAACAGAGAGUCGUGGUAAAGCUAUGGCGCUCUGGUCAUUGGGCCCGCUCUUUGGUCCUAUUAUAGGACCAGUUAUUGGUGGUUACUUGGUUGAGGUGAAGAGCUGGCGAUGGGUCUUUUGGGUCCUCUCCAUUGCGAGUGGAGCCGCUUCAAUUGUAUUCUUCUUUGUCGUGCCUGAAACCCACACUCCGACCUUAUUGGAAAGGAAAGCCGCAGGACUCCGAAAGAAGACCGGAAAUAUGGGCUAUAAAUCUCGCCUGGACGAUGGAAUACCGACUACAAAACGAUUCCUGGAAAGUUUCGUUCGACCGACGAGAAUGCUGUUGUUCUCCCCAAUUGUGGCGUCGAUGUGCAUUUAUAUUGCUGUGCUUUACGGUCUUUUGUACAUUCUGUUUACCACUUUUACUUUGGUAUUCGAAGGACAAUAUGGUUUCUCUUCGGGGGAAAGUGGCCUUUCUUUCUUGGGCAGUGGGGUCGGGAUGCUACUCGGCCUUCUCUACGCUGGAAUGCUUAGCGAUCGUGAAAUCAAGUUGCGUAUUCAACGAAAGGAGGAUCCCCAGCCAGAAGAUCGACUUCCUUGGUAUAUUGCUAUGCCAGGAUCGCUCAGUAUUCCCGUUGGUCUCUUCAUUUAUGGCUGGUCGGCCGAUAAGCAUAUCCACUGGGUUGUUCCUGAGAUUGGAACUGCUGUGACGGGCUUCGGAAUGAUCAUCACUCUCAUGGGUAUCCAGACCUACCUGGUGGAUGCAUUUACGCAGCAUGCUGCCAGUGCAAUUGCCGCCUGCACCGUUCUUCGGAGCCUAGCAGGUGGCUUGCUUCCUCUUUGUGGACUGAAGUUAUAUGACAAACUGGGGCUGGGAUGGGGAAACAGCCUUUUGGCAUUCCUUGCGUUGGCUAUAUCACCGAUUCCGAUUUUAUUCCACAUUUUUGGAGCGAAGCUGAGGGCUAGAUCCAGCCCUUCAAGAUAG
Penicillium cosmopolitanum is the source of this 1662-nucleotide messenger RNA. RefSeq names its product MFS transporter. NCBI's taxonomy places the organism in Eukaryota, Fungi, Ascomycota, Eurotiomycetes, Eurotiales, Aspergillaceae. The transcript has 5 exons. The record is from RefSeq and is a predicted model, not a curated record. Gene Ontology annotation, molecular function: transmembrane transporter activity. Gene Ontology annotation, biological process: transmembrane transport. The coding region runs from base 1 to 1662 and encodes 553 amino acids.